CAUGUACGUGUACGCAUAUUUUUUCAUUUUUGAAUUCUCUUUAUUUACUUUCUCUUGUUGUUAUUCCAUUAGAGGAUGACACUGUUAAUGAGAAGAUAUUAUCAUACAACAGAGCUAAUCGUGCUGUAGCUGUACUCUGCAACCAUCAGAGAACAGCUCCAAAGACUUUUGAUACACAAAUGAGUAACCUCCAGGCAAAGAUAACAGCUAAAGAGGAAGCCAUUCUUGAUGCUAAAAAAGAAAUAAAGAAAAUGAAGAAAGAAUUGAAAGGAACUUCAGACUCUAAACUGCAGAAGAAACUAGAGAGUAAAGUGAAACAGCUUCCAAAGCUAGAGGAACAACUAAAGAAACUUGAAAUACAAGCCACUGAUAAGGAGGAGAAUAAGGAGAUAGCGUUAGGCACAUCUAAACUGAACUAUCUUGAUCCAAGGAUCAGUGUCAGUUGGUGUAAGAAGUGGGGUGUCCCUAUUGAGAAAGUGUACAACAGAACUCAGAGAGAGAAAUUUGCUUGGGCUAUCGAAAUGGCUGAUGAGACUUUUGUGUUCUAAGAAAAA
Messenger RNA from Amphimedon queenslandica, 554 nucleotides. Its product is annotated as DNA topoisomerase 1-like. Gene Ontology annotation, molecular function: DNA binding; DNA topoisomerase type I (single strand cut, ATP-independent) activity. The annotation marks the transcript as partial. The record is from RefSeq and is a predicted model, not a curated record. The transcript has 4 exons. Gene Ontology annotation, biological process: DNA replication; DNA topological change; chromosome segregation. Gene Ontology annotation, cellular component: chromosome; nucleolus. Lineage: Eukaryota; Metazoa; Porifera; Demospongiae; Haplosclerida; Niphatidae.